GCUGAUCGAUCACAGUCAUGUAACCUGUGUCCGAAAGUUUUGGUUGGCUGCGGCUGACCGCAAUGGCUGCACAGUGUACGUGCGUGAGGGAAGAUGGUAGCCGCUGACCGAAGGUUUCCGAGUACAUGUACACAGCUCUGACCAGCUGUGGAUGGUCAUUUAAGAUAUAGACCAGCAGCGCAGUGUUAAUGUUGCCGAUCACGUACCCUUGCUCCAUGAUCCAUCGGAAGUGACGGAUUUGGGACGUAGGCCUACAAAACAUUGUGAGACAUUCACACUGAAAACAUCAUUUGUGCGAUACUUAAGUGAUAUUAAGCUGAGAUAUGAUACCUCGGGUGCCGCAAAGUACAGUUUGGAGUGCUGGGCAUUUUUGUAAGUUUUUCAAAUCGGGGCAGAUAUGGAGUGGCAGACGAUGGUGCUUUUCUGGAAGCUCUACCAUGCCAAAUGUAAUGAGUGUGUCUCUGGCGUCGUAUUCAAGAAGUCAAUUGGACACGGUUCAGAAGAUCGCUUUUAACAGUAGGAAAGGUCUUACGAAUCAUGAACAAACGCACUUAAGUGCUGUGUACAUACAACAUCGAAGGCACCAUAAACCUCACCAUGCUUACCCAAUACGAUGCAGUUUGGCUAGAAAUAUGAACCCGAAGAUCGCCAAUUUUGCUAGAUAUUUCAGCACAAGUUGCCAUGGAAAUGACAGACCAGUUCUGUUUCAUAAGCAGAUUAGUGAUGUCUGCGUCAACAUCAAAACACAUAAGCACAGUGGAAACUUUACCGGAAAUGGGACGCUUGUUGAACGUGAGAAGAUCGCCGAUUUGAAGAGAUCAUCCCCUGUGAUAGCUGGACCUAAUUUAGCAGAUGGAGAUGUUUUGCAUGAACGAACUGGACACAACACAGGCAUUCUGGUCGUAAACUCAUUAACAAAACAGCAACUGAAAAAGGAACCGUUAGUCCUGCGGAAUCAAAAUGUGGCAACUUGGUAUUCAUGUGGUCCAACAGUAUAUGACAGCCCACAUCUAGGCCAUGGAAGUUGUUACGUCCGGUUUGACUUUCUUCGUCGGAUUCUGGCCGAGUACUAUGACAUCACCGUGGUUCAGGUCCUUGGUAUCACGGACAUUGACAGUAACAUCAUCCAGAGGGCACGCGAGGAAGGCAUGGAUUUCUACAAGUUGACUAAGAAGUAUGAAACCGAAUUCUUCCGAGACCUGGAAAGGUUGCAGGUUUUGCCAGCGACAGUAAAUCCACGAGUGACUGAUCAUAUGCCACAGAUCAUCAACUUCAUUCAAAGGGUUAUCAAGAAUGGUUAUGCUUACCCUACAGAAAGUGGCAGCGUGUACUUUGAUGUGCAGGCCUUUGGCGCUCAUCGCUACAAGAAGCUAGCCACACACUUCAUGGAACCAAGGAAGACGGAUACCAACAAGAAAUCACAAGAGGACUUUGCUUUGUGGAAGGCCGCAAAGCCUAAUGAACCAUGGUGGCAUUCACCUUGGGGAAAUAGAAAGGGACGACCUGGUUGGCAUAUUGAAUGCUCUGCCAUGUCUAGUGCAAUAUUUGGAGAGAAUCUUGACAUCCACACUGGAGGUCGUGACCUUGCCUUUCCCCACCACAACAAUGAGAUUGCGCAGUGUGAGGCCUGCUUCAAUUCUAAGUCAUGGGCAAGGUACUUCCUCCAUUCAGGGCAUUUGUUUCGUAAGAGUGACCCCAACAAGAUGUCAAAAUCGCUGAAGAACGUUGUGACCAUUGACGAUUUCCUGCAGUCCUACACAGCCAAUCACUUCAGAGUCCUUUGUCUCAUGUCCAAGUACAACAACGAUAUGGAAUAUUCUGAAGAGACUGUACAUCAUGCUGUCAAGAUAUGCAAGCAGCUGGCUUCCUUUCUGAACGAUGCUGAUGCCUAUGUUAAGGGUCAACUUAUGGCACAGGAAAUCAGCGAGGCAGCUCUUAUGCAAAAACUUGCAGAUACCCAGGCCACAUUCAUGAAGGCUGUAGCUGACGAUUUUGACACUAAGCGUGGACUGGAUGCAAUUAUGGAGCUGGUACGAAUGGCAAACAUGGCUAUAGGGGGUAAACAGCACCAGCAACAUAUGAAUGUGCCUCGAUGCCCGGGUGCAAUAGCUGGUGUUUCCUCCUACAUCAAUAGGACGCUUCAGGUGCUAGGAGUCAAGUUCCAGAGUCGGAAGGAUGUAGCAGCUAGCCGAUCAACCAAAGCACUGUCUUCUACUAUGGACACGCUCAUCAACCUGAGGAGUGAGGUCCGAAAGUGGGCACUAGAAACACCCCUGGAAGAUGACCUCAAAGGGUCAGAGGUAAAGCAAACGGAAACAGUUGACAAACCAAAGUCUAAAAAGCUGAUGUAUAAGGCUUUGCAUCGCCGUGCCGAACUUCUCCAAAAAUGUGACAAUGUCCGUCAAGGCUUGCUCCAGGCGGGAGUCCAGAUAAAGGACCGAGGGACAUCUGCAACGUGGGAGUACAUUGAAAAGAAAGUCGGUGACCAGUCUUGAGCUCAUGAUCAGAUCCAGCAGGAACGUGAUGUCUACCAGCUGGUCUCAUCAACACUCAAGGUAUAUUAGAAGUGUUGAGGACGUGGACUGGAUCAGUUAGCUACCUAUGAACUCAGAGGCACAUGGCAUGUUUGGAUGGUCUCUGGACUUUGCCCUUUAGCACUGCAAUUGAGCAAUUCACAUGCGACUGAUUGAAAAUAUUAUUGGCCUUAAACCUGACUGUCUGAAAUCUCCCCAAGGCCUCUAAAGAUAAUUGAUGGAUUUUUAAGGGUUUUUUUUUGGGGGGGGGUUAGAGUCUAACUACUCACCCUGUGCAUGGCUUUUAUGCUACUUCAGAGCCCGUAGAGAAUGUAUUUUACAGUUCAUUGACUCUAAAAGUCGUUGGAUGCAGGGAGGCUUUUUGCAAACAUUUCUAGGAAGUUGAUACUGACUGCUGAUAAUGAACGUUGUUUGGGGAGCUGCUGAAAUUUGGGCAACAUUUGUAAGAGGUGUAACAAAUCUGUGAUAAACGUUUUAAUGUUUUAAUCUGGUUUUUGACAUGAGGAAUGUGCCAUGUAAAUCUAAAGUGAUUGUUCAUUUUCUAACCAUUCUUCUAUAGGACUUGUGGGUCAAUUCCCACAAAGGAUCCGAAUAUUGACUUUGGUUUCUAUCCCUGCAUUGCAUGGAUUUUACUUUUGUUCCUUUCCUUAAAUAGAUAGCCUCAUUAGUUUUCCUUAAUUCAAAUGUUCUGUACAGGAUACAGAUUAUGGUUGUUUUAGAGAUUAAAUCCUAAUCUAAGACAAACAACACUUAGCUAAAAGUGACACCCACCUAAAUAAACCCAUUUUUUCCUAACUUUGCUUUUAAAAAUAACUAAAGCACCGUGACACAAUUUUAGCAAGGUUUGUAGCAUUUCGAUAAUUCUCCUAAAUGCCAUGAAUUACGCAAAGAAUAACCCCUGGACAGUAAUUACCCGUACAUGUACAGAAUUAGAAAUUAAUAAGAAAUCAACAAAUUGUUGAUUCCAUUGAUUGAAUGAUCUAAUGGCAGCAUCUUUGCCAAUGUUUGUAUUGGCCCUGUGAAGUACAGCCAUAUACUGUUAGAUUGUGUUGAGAGUAUAUUCACUGUACCUCUUGAACGGGGAGCAUAUCUGAAGGUUCCUCAUAAGAACUUCAUUCGAUGGAAAUAAAAAGGGAGUCGGUGUCGUGGACACUUUAAUACUGUAUACUGUAUUCUUUUAUGAUGAAUACUUCAAAUCCUUGUGGGGUUCAUAUUCGUCAUUUACCUCAACUCUACUUACCUUAUUUAUGUUGCAUAAAUAUUGGAAAUUUUGAGGUUUCACAUACAUGUACACAGCCAGUUCUGACAUAGAUUAACUUAUGAAAUAUAAAAUGCCCAGCCAUUUCCACAUCAACACACAGUAACUCUCAUUGGUCAAGGUUUACGUCUAAAGUUCCAAACUCAUUCCAUGUUUGCUUUGGAUCAUUUUUCUACCUCAGCAGCUUUUUCUAGAUUUUAUAGACUCUAGAUUUCAUCACUUUCAAACUUUCGGCUGUAUGGUUCAUCAAAACCGACAUGUAAACAGAAGUUAGUAGUCUAGAGCCACUGGUUUCAUUUAGUCAUAACUAACUCCACAAAUGGUGUUAAUUCAAACAGACAUGAAGCCACGACUCUCGAAAUGACAGGUGUUCUGCGAAUGGCUAUGGCAUUAUUGAGUAAUCACUAUGAACAGAGCAUUCACAAUUAUUUAAGAAAACGUAUUGAUUGUGUAGUUAAAAUAAAGUGUCCAAAAGAAUAAACCUUUCAUUUGCUCUUAAGUAUA
Acanthaster planci (crown-of-thorns starfish) is the source of this 4296-nucleotide messenger RNA. It is a transcript of the gene cars2, whose product is annotated as cysteinyl-tRNA synthetase 2, mitochondrial. Gene Ontology annotation, cellular component: cytoplasm. Gene Ontology annotation, biological process: cysteinyl-tRNA aminoacylation. Gene Ontology annotation, molecular function: ATP binding; cysteine-tRNA ligase activity. The record is from RefSeq and is a predicted model, not a curated record. NCBI's taxonomy places the organism in Eukaryota, Metazoa, Echinodermata, Asteroidea, Valvatida, Acanthasteridae.